Messenger RNA from Triticum aestivum (bread wheat), 1728 nucleotides. RefSeq names its product B3 domain-containing protein Os03g0619600-like. The coding region runs from base 1 to 1728 and encodes 575 amino acids. The transcript is spliced from 8 exons. The record is from RefSeq and is a predicted model, not a curated record. Lineage: Eukaryota; Viridiplantae; Streptophyta; Magnoliopsida; Poales; Poaceae. Gene Ontology annotation, molecular function: DNA binding.
AUGCGCGGCCGCGACCCCAUGUGGUCCCACCUGCCUGGCGCCUUCUGCCGCCGCCCGGGUUCCCGCCUCCCUCCCCCCGAGGUCGAGUCGGACCGGGCCCCUGGGUCCCUGACUCUCUCCUACGAGAUUGAGUCCGACCGGGGGCGCCGCGGCAAGCACCCUGUUUUACAGGACGCAUACAAGAUGAGCAAUCCUUGUGAAUGCUGUCAGAGCAAGCUGAAGUUUAUUCGGCAGAUAAAUGGAAAUUUUAUGCAUAGGUCAGUCUUACCAGAGUGGUUUGUUAAUCAACUUGGAAGAAAGAUAUGGAGAACAAUCAAACUUCAAGCCCCUAAUGGGAUCAUAUAUGAUGUUGGAGUUACUGAGAACAUGAACAGAAUUAUCCUCAAGCUUGGGUGGGCAGCAUUUCUGGAUGCUAAUGAAAUAGAAGAAAACUUUUCGUUGAUGUUUCGGCACCUCGGAAACGGCCCGUUUGAGGUUACAAUAUUUGAUUCCAAUGGGAAGGAGAAAGCCUCGAGCUGUCACCUUGUUGAUAAUUCGAGUAGUUCUCAUGAUGGUGCUACUCAGUCGUCAGCAGGGGAAGAUUCAAAUACAGAUGGAAGCCAAAAGGAAAGCUCCUACUGUUGCAAAAAAUCAUCAACGAUGCCUGCAAUAGCAGAAGACAAUUCUGUGGAGUCAGAUGAUCAACAGAAGCUUUCAAACUAUUAUGUAUUAUCAGGGCAGUGCUAUCUUACAGAAUCACAGGAGGUAAAAAUGCUUGCACUAGUGAAGAAAAUUCGACCUGAAAUCCCUAUGCUUGUUGUCCAGAUGAAGAAGAGCGAUGUAAAACAGGGUCCUAGUCUGGUAAUACGUAAGGAUUAUGCACUCGAGCACUUGCCAUGCAAAGAUACAAAUAUAAUACUCCAGCUGCCUAGGAAAAACAAGGAUUGGCACUGCAGAUUCACUAUCAGGCCAUCUGGGACGUCUGAUGCUGGUCGGCGCAACCUUUCACUGGGGAACUUUGUCCAUGACAAUCAUGUUAGAGAAGGUGACAUCUACCUCUUUGAACCAAUGGCAAAUGCUAAGCAGAAAAGAUUCACAAUGAUUGCCCAUCUCCUCGGUAAAGAGAGCAUUGAUCAUUCCCCUGGUGCAAGAACUGACAUUGGCUCAAAUCAUGGAAGGACAAGCAAAAAGAUGGCAGUUGCUAUGGAGGAACCACCUACCGAUGGUGAAGAGUACUCUUCGGAACAUGGAGAGCAUGGAGUCCCUGAUGAUUCUGAGGGAGGUUCUGAGCCUCCCUUCAUGUUGCCUGACAAAUCCUGUCUAACACCAGCACAGAAGGAAAAAGUGUUCGAGAAAGUCAAUGAAAUCAAGUCAGAACUGCCCUUGUAUGUUGCUGUCAUGGGCAAGAGCAAUGUCUGUCGGGGUGGUAGCUAUAACAUUCCCGUCCUAUGCUUUGGCUCGCAAUACACAAGCAGAUAUCUUGUUCAGAAGUCUGCUGCUGGCCAUCAUCGUGGAAAGAAUCGACAUAUAACUUUGGUGCUCCAGCGGGAGGGGAAGAGCAGAUCAUGGACUACCAAUGUGCAACACAGCAUGCGACACACAGCUCAUAUAAUGAGGGUUCUCAAAGGAUGGACCUCUUUCGCCCGCGCCAACCGCCUGAGGGAGGGGGACCUCUGUCUCUUCAAGCUGAUGAAGAACAAGGAGCCUCUGACUAUGAUGGUCUACAUCAUUCGCCAUGAGAAAUUUUAG